GAAUAAUUUCGUUCGGUUGUUUCUUGUACAUAUUCGUGUCGGUAUUAAUCUGUACUCGUAUUAUUCGUUAAUUUGUAACAGUCAGAUUAUUCGAUAGUGUUCAUUUGUUUGUGUCCAUGACUGAGUAAUGUGAACUCUUAGUUUGCGGUUUAGACUGAUAAAGUCUAAAGUAAUUGUGUAUAUUUAAUAGGCUUCCCAUUAAUCAUGGAUGGUAUAGGGGCAGAAGUGAGUCAGAAAAUACGGAGCGCAAUAAAGGCGAAAUUGAUGGAACUAGGAGUGUAUGUUGAUGAAGAAUUACCUGAUUAUAUUAUGGUAAUGGUGGCAAACAAAAGGAGUCGUGAACAGAUGGAUGACGAUCUUCAGCUGUUUCUGGGAUCAAAUACAGAGGAGUUCACAGGAUGGCUACAUCAGGUACUCCAGAAGCUGCAGGAAGUUACGGUAGCAAGUUUAGAAAGAAAGCGCAAAUCUUCCACAGGCGAAAACGAGGGAGAGAACUUCAAGAAGGACAAGAGAAGGAAAUCUUCAGAAAAGAAGAAGGGUCGACGGAGUGGCGAACAGACGAGAGGAAAAGAUGCCAAGGAUGAUUCAGAGAAUGUAAACCAACAUUCAGGAAAGCAUAAAGAGUUGGAGGAAGUUACGAAAAAUCAUUUGAGUUUAGAUCAGAACGUUUCUAGUAAUCAGGUUAAUGUUGAGAAGGGUAAUGAAUAUAUAAGUAAAUGUCAGUCGAGAACUGACGAAGAACAAAAUGACAAGAGUAGUUCACAUUCACAUGCAUUGGGCACUACUAAGCUGAGUGAAACACCAGCGUGUAGUGAUUCUGUAUCAUCAAAUGAUUCUGGUAAGUUGCAUAGAGACGGAGUAAAUUUGAAAUCCAUAGGGAUGUCACAGAUUGCGCCAGAUUCUCAAAACAGGUCUGAUGAAAUAUAUUUGGGAAAAUCUGUUUGCAGGAAAAUUAGUUUAGCAGGGAAAACUAUUGCUUCUAGUAAAAUUAUUUGUAGUGCAAUGGAGGAAUCUUCUAAUGUGGCUGAAAGGUCUGUAUUGAACCCAAUAAAGAAAGGGACAAGCAGCGGGAGUGAAUUGGACAUCGCAGAGCUCGUCAUUUUGAGGAGCGCGGAGGAGAAAACUCUUGCCGAUGCGAAAGCAAGUGCGACUGCGUCCAGGACCAAGAUUGUUUUGAUGCAGAGUGACGACGAUGAUGACGAAGACUUCAUCAACAUUAAAGCUGAUGCUGAAGCAGAAGAAUUACUUGAUGCUGAGUUGCCGAAAGAACCAUGUCACAGUGGCAUGAAUUCUAUGAAGAUCGUUACUGCAGCGUUAAGCAAGGGAAUUGAUGAUACUAAAACUGCAUUUACUGCAGAUAAACAAAGUGAGUCGGGCGUGCGAGGGCUCCAAUUGUCAGACAGGCUCGGUGCAAAAGUGACUUCGGGUUCAGUUUUGAGGAAGGUUACUGCGCUGUCCCAUGAAAGUAAUUCAUCAUUGCUCCGCAUCACUGAUCGUUUGGGUGAUAAAGUAAUUCCCCUGGUGACAGACAUCAAGAAAGCUGGUUCAUUGGUGUCUGACGGUGUGCCAGGACACAGAGAAGAGAGGCGAUGUAACAUAGUUCCAGCGAGUAACAGAAGCAGUAUUUCAGAACAACGUAAUAUUUCUGUGGCACACGUUGCGCCCUCAGCAGUGAGCAGAAUGUCCAGGUUGAUGAACAUCAACACAGAGACAGAACAGUUGGGACCGAGGACGUUGCGCAGACCUUUGGAGGAAGAGCAGUCUGGGGACAAAGAUCAGGGGUCUCGAAAACGGCCGUUGUUGUCGAGAGUAGUGGCCAUGAGUAGGAGAGCUGCAGAUAAAGAGGAAGAGUAUGACCCCACUAAUCCUGCUGUUGGGUCUGUAGCGUCAGUGGUUCGUGUGAAACCUCGCCCCAAGGUUCCUGCAUCUCUACAAGCCAACAAGAAUCUCAUCCUCAAAGCCAUGGCAGAAGCUCAAAAGUCUGUUGCCAGUGCGCCAAAACGUGUUGAGCCAGAUGAGCGCCCUGGCGGUCUGUUUACGAGGAAGUUUCGAGACUGCAAAGGCGGCGAUAAGAUUGCUAUCACUUUGCCUAACAGAAGAAUGCAGCCACAUGAGGACGCUCCUGUGACGGGAAAACCAUCUGGUGUCGAACGCAUAGUGAUUCCAGUGAAACUGGAAGCAUCUAGGUCCAUCUCAAGUGUCAACUUGCAGCAGAAAAUUGUUAUACAGGUUUCUUCAGAUAAACCCACAGCACCAGAAAUUGUUCCUCCUCCUCCCCCUGAUACAGUGGAUUCCAAGACUGAAGAAGUAGUGGAGGGAGGCAAUUUAAUUUCAGACUAUGAAGAAGAAAGUGCAAAAUUGAUUGAAGUGGCUCCGAGUACAGAAAGUGAAGAGACAGGCGAAGUUCAGAGGUUGGCAGAAUCCUGGCCCAAGGAUCUGGAUUUUCCCGAAACAUCGUCAGUCAGGUUGCCUGAGGCUUCGCGGGCUGAAAGCCCUCAGUUUGUAGUGACGCUGGAUGGUUUAGAUCCUUCAAUAUUUCGUCUGCAUUCUCAAAAGAAGGAGCGUUCAUCUUCAGUCGUUAUGAAUAGUCCGAACGUGGACUCUGAAUCGUCAGCAACUGAGUAUGAAGAAAAGGAAGUGCACAGGAGCAGAGGAAUACAGACGGAAAAAGAGCGAGAGAAAAGAGUGUCAUCGCCAAUAUUGUUUGAGAAGUCCGGCAGCCCUGAUGCUACAGUUGCAGACGUCCUGAAGCAGAAAGUGAAGGACAGAUGCAAGUAUUGGCCAGCCUGCAGAUCAGGAGACAGGUGCGAUUAUGUGCACCCAACUGUCCCUUGCAAGUCUUUUCCUAGUUGUAAAUUCGGAGACAAGUGUCUGUACAUUCAUCCAAACUGCAAAUUUGAUGCGUCCUGUACCCGGCGUGACUGUCCGUUCACACACGCUAGUCCACGUAACAUGUGCGCCACUUCAUCAGGGGUAAGAACCACCAAUGCGAGUUGUCGGUUCCUGCAUCCCAAGCCCUGCCGGUACGGCCGUUACUGCAGCAGGAAGAGAGAUUGCAACUUUCUUCACGAAGAUAUUCCGUCAGCCGACAAACUAAAGUGGUUUUGUCCCUUCAGGUUGUGAUCUGAUUGACGUGUAAUGCAGCAUGUACUAGUUUUAUUACAUUGGUCCACGGACUAAGAAUUUGAUGUCAGACUG
Molecule: messenger RNA, 3198 nt
Organism: Zootermopsis nevadensis
Lineage: Eukaryota; Metazoa; Arthropoda; Insecta; Blattodea; Termopsidae
Source: RefSeq, a predicted model, not a curated record